Molecule: messenger RNA, 2064 nt
Organism: Saccostrea cuccullata (small rock oyster)
Lineage: Eukaryota; Metazoa; Mollusca; Bivalvia; Ostreida; Ostreidae
Exons: 2
Coding region: 1-2064 (687 amino acids)
Source: RefSeq, a predicted model, not a curated record
AUGACAAAGCAGGAGCAGUGCAAACACGGACCUCUGCAACUUGAGAGUGAAACAGCUAUACAACGUAUAUCAGAGUCAGUCUAUGUGGGACUUUGUCAGGAAGUGGGAACCCCCCAACUAGAGGCCAUGAGGAGAGAUGUGGAAAACAUCAAAGAUAUGGUGGAAAAUCAAGUGAAAACAAAAGGUGAGGAAAGUGUAAUGGUGAGUGGAAGUCACAAAGAAGGAUUUAGAUUGAAAACAUCAGAUUUAGACAUUAUGUCGUGGCCAAAUGAUCACUGUGUAAUCUGGGAAUUUUCUCAGUCUCGGUAUUACAACACACACAGAAAAACACUUAUCCUCUGUGACUCUUCUCAUAGUCCACCAGGAUUUACUUUGUUAUAUUUACUAGCAUCAAGCAUGGACAGGGAGAUUCAGAGAGCCUGUGUUAGAAUGAACAACAGAAAUUUUGUAUCUAGUUCUAAGUACAGACAGAUCAUGUGUUCAUUAUCACUUCUCUCCACUCAACAUGGACCCUGUGUCAGUGGAACACUCGGAACAACAGAAUAUGAUCAAGCCCACUGUUUUGCUUGCGACUUUUGGCCUCCAUCUGCCUCCUCAUGGAUAGACAGAUGUCACUCAUGGCCCCCGGCUCAUAUUGUUGAUAAUAUAGUAAAACAUGGAUGCCACUUUGUAGCAGUUGGAAAUAAGCUAGGAAGUUAUGACGAUCAUGAAUGGAGAAUUUCAUUCUCUGUGGCAGAACAAAAACUAGUGUGUGCAAUGAGCCACUGUCAAUUCUUAACUUAUGGCUUGCUUAAAUUGUUCUUAACAGAAAUAAUUAACAAUGGACUCAGUGAUUAUGAUAAAUUACUGUGUUCCUAUCACAUGAAGACAUCAGUUUUCUGGGUGAUUCAACAAAAGAUAUUGUGUCAUUGGUGUCCCAAUAAUCUUCUUGGGGGUUUCUGGGCCUGUUUUAAACUCAUCCUCAAAUGGGUGUAUGAGGGGGUCUGUCCUAACUUUUUCAUUCCAGAUAACAACAUGUUUCUUAGUAAAAUCUAUGGUGACAAACAAAAUCAAUUAUUUGAUAGACUUUGUGGGUUAUAUGAAAAGGGUUUAGCAUUCCUGAUACUACACAGUUCUUCAGUAAGAUCUUAUCUUUUAAAUCUCCUUCAUAACCCCAGACUCUCCAUCUAUACAGAUGAGCAUACUCUGAUUUCUGAAGCUGAGUUUGAUAAAAACCUAUUCAAAGUCGAAAUAGACGAACAAGACACAGUUUGUUAUCAAUCGGACAUACAAAGGUGUAUGAGAUAUCUACAUUCAAUAGAACAGAUAAUAGGUUUUUCCCUCUUUACACAUUAUGAAGUAAUGAUGCUUCAGAAAUUAACAGCUACUGUCCUUCAGAACAGUGCUUUUAUGUUACAAAUGGAAACUUACACACAUAAAAAUAAACUGAGGUAUAGAGCUGACAAAAUCUCCUGUCAUAUGCUGAAAUUAGCAGCGAAGUUUGGUUAUAUUACUGACAUGCUGUACGUAGCCUUGUAUCAUUACAGGACACUUAAAUUUAUUGAGGUUUUAUCUAUUAUAGAGAUGAUUAAGGUCAAAUUAGCACAGCCAUAUGUGAUGUAUAUGAGUAACGUAGAUACAGAGAUGUACACUGAGGCUGUAGGCGGGCAGUCCUGGUCUAUAAAAAUGAGAAAUGCUGUCGCAAGGUAUAUCAGACUUGACGAUGAAAUCCAUUACAUAAAUGAAUUGAUACCAGAACAACAGUCUGCUCUUCAGAAUGACAUGUCUAUAUUAUUUGUACCACCGUUUGUACUGUUAUACAUGCUAGAAAUUUUGUGCUACAGACAAGUAGACACAAUGAGAGUACAAACAGCUCUAGAUGAUCUUCAGACCCUAGUUCACUAUGAUGACGGACACCUUAUACCUACAUCAUACAAAGACAUAUCGUGGCAGAUUCUGGGAAUCUGUCAACAGGUGACAGGAAACCUCCAGUCUGCUCUAUACUCAUAUCAACAAUCUCUCAGACAAGAACCAUACCACAAUAUACAAACAGCUACAACAAAGAGAAUACAGGAAGUUUGUUGA